CUCUGAGAGCUGAGACCUCUUUGAGUUAACCAUACACAAACAAAAAACUUAUUGGCAUAAAACUUGAAAAAUUUAUUUAAAAAAAUAUUUUUUCUCGUUGAGACUAAAUCUGAUCAUCGAUUCAUUCACUGAUAACAACGUUCGUCAUUUUUAAGGGCUUCCAUUAAAAAAAAUCUGGAUAGCAGUGUUCAGGAAAUAAUAGUAAUCAGAGCUUUUUGUUCUCAGAGAAUGGAACGAAAUUAGGAAGACAUUUUCGAUCAUACUUUUGAUGGUCUCCUUUUAAAAAAUGAAAAAGAAUUUUCGGUUAUAACAUUUUAGUUUUGCCAAACGAUAGUUACAUUUUUAAUAUAGACAAGAAGUGAUAUUUAAUAUUUGCAUUCGAAGUUUAAAUUUUUAAGACAAAAUUUCAUAAGGAAGAAUCACGGAUUAUAUCGGAAGAUUGGAUAUUCAACUAUCAAAAACUGAGUUUUUUGUUUUUGCUAUUGCCAUGUUGAAUCUUAUAAUCUGGACUUUUACUUAAAGAUAAAAAUUACCUUUUCAUUUGUUUCUUAUCUUUGUUCUCUUCCAUAUUUUUUAUUUUAUUAUCGUUUUUAUUCCAACCUUCUUAAUUAGCUAUGGAUCAAUCAAAUCUUAUUUUUAAUAUUUUAUUGAUCGUGUCAGCAAUUUUCAGUGUUGAGUGCAAUAGUACGAGAGCAAGAAAUUCGCGAAGUGCACGUGAAGGAGCUCUUCGACUUGUAGGUGGCAGAAAUUCCUAUGAAGGGAAUGUUGAAAUUUUCCAUAUAGGAAUAUGGGGAACCAUCUGCGACGAUGAAUGGGAUAUAAAAGAAGCAAACAUAGUUUGCAGGCUCUUAGGUAUGGGAAAUGCAACGACAGCGACACAUAAUGGUGAAUUUGGAAGAGGAAGAAGAAAGAUAUGGAUGGAUAAUUUGUACUGCGAAGGACACGAGAAAAGAUUGCAGGACUGCAGAUUCGAUGGAUGGGGCGUUAACGAUUGCUCUACUUCAGAAGCAGCAGGAGUCGUAUGCGAAUCCAAGAAUUCUACAAAAUUUCAAAGUCUAAUAUCAAAAACUCCUGCAACAAUCAGGCCAAAGUUAGAACUCCACAAGGAGAAAAACAUCGAAGUUCGCCUUGUAGGCGGAAGGUAUCCAACCGAAGGAAGAGUCGAAGUCAAGAUCGGAAAAGGUGACUGGGGUCUAAUAUGCGGGGAUGGGUGGAGUCUUCUCGAAGCCAAUGUAAUUUGCCAACAGCUGAAUAAGGGCUAUGGAAAUGCGGCCGUACAGAGCUCUUUCUUCGGUGGAAGUCAUGAAAAAAUCAUAAUCAGUGGAGUGAAAUGCACUGGACGUGAAGCAAAUAUAUCCGAAUGCACUUAUGAAGCAUUUGGAAACAACGUUAACUGUCCUGGACGUGAAGAUAACAUUGCUGGUGUAAUUUGCGCUGCUGAACUGCCUGAUUUGGUCCCUGAUGAAGUCGAAAUCGAACGGUCUGCAUAUCUGGAAGACAGACAACUGCUGUUUCUUCAGUGUGCUAUGGAAGAAAAUUGCCUGGCAUCAGAAGCAUACAAAUUGGAUAAAAAUGAUUAUGGUUGGCUAUAUGAACAAAGGCGCUUGCUUAGGUUUACAGCAAGAAUUGCAAAUGUUGGCACAACUGAUUUCCGUCCAUUUUUGCCAAAACAUGCAUGGCAAUGGCAUAUGUGUCAUUUGCAUUAUCACAGUAUGGAGGUUUUUGCUCAUUUUGAUGUCAUCAAUAAUCGAGGUGAAAAAGUAGCUGAAGGUCACAAGGCAAGCUUUUGCCUAGAAGACAACAACUGUUUACCUGGAAUAGAAAAAAGAUAUGCUUGUGCCAAUUAUGGAGAUCAAGGUAUAUCGGUUGGAUGUUCAGAUACUUAUCUGCACACAGUUGACUGCCAAUGGGUUGACAUAACAGACCUGCAGCCCGGAAUAUACAAAUUUAAGGUUUCCAUAAAUCCAGAAUUCAAAGUAGCUGAACUAAAUUAUGACAACAAUGCUGCUGUGUGUACUAUGUACUAUAAUGCUGUCACAGUACGCAUGCUGAAUUGUACUUUACAAAGACCAUAAAUACAAUUUUGAUGCAAAAGCAAUUGAAUAAAAAAUGGUUUGAAAUAUGUAAUAA
Molecule: messenger RNA, 2130 nt
Organism: Argiope bruennichi
Lineage: Eukaryota; Metazoa; Arthropoda; Arachnida; Araneae; Araneidae
Product: lysyl oxidase homolog 2A-like
Exons: 8
Coding region: 615-2075 (486 amino acids)
Biological process (GO): peptidyl-lysine oxidation
Cellular component (GO): membrane
Molecular function (GO): protein-lysine 6-oxidase activity; copper ion binding
Source: RefSeq, a predicted model, not a curated record